Messenger RNA from Mytilus californianus (California mussel), 1368 nucleotides. RefSeq lists its product as uncharacterized. The coding region runs from base 15 to 1298 and encodes 427 amino acids. NCBI's taxonomy places the organism in Eukaryota, Metazoa, Mollusca, Bivalvia, Mytilida, Mytilidae. The transcript has a single exon. The record is from RefSeq and is a predicted model, not a curated record.
UUGAAACCACCAAAAUGUCUAACAGUGAAAGUGACAGUGAUACGGAUAGUGUUGAAGAAAUUCAAGUUAAAAAGUAUCUAGGGACAUUUAAGGAGCAACUUAAACAAGCAAAAGCACAGACUUGUAUAAGAACUGGUAUCAAAAGACAACCUGGCCACUACCAUCUUAGAGACACCAGGCAAGCCGUUCUGGUCCCUCAACGUCCCGCAUACGGCGGAACACAUUGGGACAUUGACAUACCACAACACCUACAGAGGUCUACCCCACGGCUUACACGUUAUGCAAUUAGGAAGGCUAUUCUGAAAGAACAAGAAAGACGGGUAGAAUUCGGUGAUCAGAAUCGAGGGUUACAAGCAUUAUCCAAGCUUGAAAAUUUAAAUAAGGAGUUCGACAAUGUCUUGGUGUAUAAUUACGGCAGAAUGGGACUCGAAGAAGAUAAAAAGAAGUCCCUAGUUUAUCAAAAUAAAGAUUUUGUUCACUGGGAGUUGAUGAGGAAGACAUUUGGAAAACAACAAAAUGAAGAGAUGGAAAAGGAGCGUCAACACAGAAUAAAAGUGCUACGUGGAAUUUAUGACAAGAAACACAGGACACCGAGUAUCGAAAAUUUAGUUGAUGGUAUGACAGACACUAAUUUUAAAAGAUCACUUGUGAACAAAAAUAUAGAGGAAGCGCAAAUUAAUCUUGAGAAUAAGCAAAAUGAAGUUGUCAAUGAAUACAAAUUAGCCAUGUCCGAGAUGCUAGAUGAGUCCCUUGCAAAGGUCGUACAUACUUUUGCGGCGAACGACACGAGACGUGCAUUCGAAAAUGAGAAAAGGCGCCGAAUGUCAGAACAUCCAAUUAAUGCAAACCCAACAAGAGAACAAAAAAUAAUGAAAGUAGCACUCAAUAAUCUUGUAAGCGUCUACAAAGACGUGGAAGCGAAAGAAAACGAAGAGGAAACAAAAUACAAAAACAAAGUAAUAGAACAGAAGGCAAUGAUGCAGGAACAGUUAAUACGAAAAGUUACAACAAAUAUUGCAAACAAGCUAGUUGCGGAAGAACGCGCAAGACAAAUUAAAGAAGCAGAAGAAAAUAUUGACGAACCGUCGAAAAACGCAAUGCGACAUUUGGUAACGAGAGUCCAGAGACAAAUGUUGCUUCAAAAAUUCAAAGGUAAAUGGGUUAAUUUGGUGAAGAAGCCUAAAGAUGUUGAGGAUGCUGAAAGGGUAAAUGAAACAGAACACGAUAAAAAGCUAAGACUUCAGAGAGAAACCCAAAGGCGAUCCUUGUGUGUUAUAAGGGGAGAUGGAGAUGAAUAAAAUAUUGUUUAAAAAAUCGAUGUUUGUACAAAAAUAUAAAGUCUUGCAAAUUAAAAUAUGUAAUACUAUU